Messenger RNA from Pseudoliparis swirei, 7332 nucleotides. It is a transcript of the gene atxn1l, whose product is annotated as ataxin 1-like. The transcript has 3 exons. The coding region runs from base 390 to 2885 and encodes 831 amino acids. The record is from RefSeq and is a predicted model, not a curated record. NCBI's taxonomy places the organism in Eukaryota, Metazoa, Chordata, Actinopteri, Perciformes, Liparidae. Gene Ontology annotation, cellular component: nucleus. Gene Ontology annotation, biological process: anatomical structure development; regulation of DNA-templated transcription. Gene Ontology annotation, molecular function: protein binding; RNA binding.
ACAGGUUCUGGUCCACAUUCUGGUCCAUGCUCUGAUCAUUUCACACCUAGCCUACUGUUGGGGCAAAACAUAACCGUAUGUGGCUGACACCUUUGCACGUUCUUGCAUUAAAAAUAACAGGAAAUUGACUCAACUUAGUGACGUCAUCGGCGAGCGCCUCUACUGGCCUUCGAAAUGGGCUCGACUCCUUUGCCUUGAUUUCUUCAAUUGUCCCUCCGCAUAUCAACUUUUUUAUGAAGAAAAGCCUGUUCGCGAUGACAUUUGGAGGUAACUUGGCAGUCGAGGUCAGCCCGGUGAUUUCAGAACUGGUUCUUAUGCAGGCUGACUGGCCUGCACGUUUCAGUUCCUCUGCAGUACAGUAAAGGCACUUGCUUGGUCAGAGGAUUGCUAUGAAACCAGCUCAUGAGCGCAACCAGGAGUGCCUGCCUCCUAAGAAGAGAGACCUCCUAGUUUGUAACAGCAGUGCUGCUGCAGGGGCUGCAGGAGGUGGUGGCAGUGGAGCUGCGGGGGCCGGAGGAGUUGGGGCUGCAGGAGGUGGAGCUGGCAGUAGAGCUGGUGGUGGUAUUGGAGAAGAUGAAGCGGUUUCCAUCCAGAACUCUGCAACCAACAGUGACACUCAGGAAGGGGCCCCAUCUGGAGAGUGGCUGCGAGCUCAGCCAGGGCUUCAUUAUGGAGUGGAUAAUUGUGAUGGCAUAUCAGCAGUGCCAGUGGACCAGUAUGGUAUGCUCUACAAAGUGUCUCUUCCAUCUGUUACCUACUCGCCUACUAAUCUUCACCCAGUGUUAAGCCACAUCUCUCCAGCCUACACUGUACACUCCUCUCUCCUGCAGCAUUCAGGCCUUUCCUAUCCACCUCUUGGUUAUGCCCAGAUCCCUCAUUCCUCUCUCCAGUUUGUUAGUUCCCCUUAUGCAGCGGUACCUUAUGCCCUACCCCAUGGCUUUGUCCCGGGAUCAUUAAUCUCUCCCUCAGGAACCAUUCCUCAGUCCCAUGCCGUGUCCCACCUUGUUCCCUAUCCAUCGGUCAUACAGGAAGGUGUUGUUUCCCCACCUCCCCAGGCCCAGGUAGCUGCUCAUACCUUUGCCAAAGUUGCUUCAGAGCAAGCUGCCCAGCAGCACCAUGGUAAUAUAGGAGUCCUGCCCACAACAGAGCUUAGCUCUCGAGGGUUGCAAGUCUUCUAUCACUCUCAGGGCGCCAGGGCUGCCACCAGAGACCCCCACAGUGCCCAGCAGGAAUAUGAACCAGAGAUGAAUGGAGGCGAUAAAGAGCAGGGAGCUAGGGAGCUUGUCCUCGAAUCGGCCUUCGCUGCCAGAAAUGCACGUCUGCUUCAGGGAGCAUCCAACUCUUUAGCCCAGGAUUACAGCCAAGACCGAGGCUCGCUGAACCGAAGGCUUGAAGAGAGGAGCUCACCUGGCCAGCGCAGCACUCCAGACAGCGACCUGGAGGUGCAGCAGGUGGUUGGUCGUUUGACUUCGUCCAGCUACGGUGGAGUGCGAAAAGAGGUCUCCUUUGCCCCCUUGAACCUCUCUCAGGGUACCCAGAGAGCCAGAGAUGUCCAUGGAGAGGGCACAGGAGUGAUUUCCGGGCGGGCUGCGUUCACGGCCCAGGCUGUGAGUUACAAUGACCCCAGAGUGACCGGUCUCCAGCAGCAAGCGGGACAACCAGGCCAUGCUGUCAUGCUUGCCAAUGGGCAGCCAGUUCUCAUACCAUUGGAGUAUCACCUCCAGCAUCACCACCAGCCCCCACAGCAACACUACCUAGGACAGGCUAACGAUGCCUCAGCCAGCCAUGAAUCCACCACCAUGGCCUCCCCUAACGCAAGCUUUAAAGCCUCUGAUUCUUCAGCCAGAGUGUGCCUCCUUGAAAGGGCAGAGCUCACUACAGCUCAGCAGCAGCUGCCCCAGCAGCCUCCUGUCCAGCCUGCAGCAGAUGUGACUCACGCCUUAGGGUCAAGCCUCGCUCCUGCCUCGUCUCCCCCCAACCCGUCACACUUCAUGAAGGGAGCCAUUAUCCAGCUGGCGACCGGGGAACUGAAGCGUGUGGAGGACCUCCAGACUCAGGACUUUGUGCGGAGCGCCGAGGUGAGUGGAGGGCUUAAGAUCGAUUCCAGCAUGGUGGUGGACAUCCGUGUCAGCCAGCAGAGAACGGGUCUUGUGUCGCUUCACUUCACUGUGGGGGAGCAGCAGAGCAAAGUGACCAUCGAUGUACCCCCGGAGCACCCUUUCUUUGUGUUCGGGCAAGGCUGGUCGUCCUGCAACCCCGAGCGCACGGCCCAGCUCUACGGGUUGGCCUGCCAUCAUCUGCAAGUGGGGGACGUUUGUGUUUCCAUCACCCUGCAGCAGCAGCUUCAGCAACAGCAACAGAAACCACCGCAGCAGCAUCAUUCACAGCAGCAACAGAAACAGCAGAGCCUGUCCAGGACUUUGAGCAAAACCAAUGCUACGUCAAGCCACCAGCUCAUGGGGCCUCCUGCCCCCCAACAAUCACGGCCUCCGUCUCAUUUCAAGCCAGACCGCAUUCACAGAGAAAGACAGAGGGAUGGGGAAAAAGAUGCGGUUGAGAAGGAGGAAACCACACAUUUUGCAGUUGUCGGGCACUCGGAGUCGCCCAUCAGAUCAAGUAGGACCUCAGCAGAGCAUCCAAGGAGCCAGAGCAGCUACCACUUGCACACAGAGGCCUCUACUUUCGCAGGGGCAGGGAUUGGCGCCAUGCAGACUGCGCUAGGGGCUUCUCAGAGGCGCUGGUCCUCCCCUGGCCUCCAGAGAUACAGUAUGAAGGGAGACGAAGGGCCACACCCUCAAAUAAGCCCCACCGGCCACACACGGCCCUCCUUCAUCCCCCAGGAGGUGAAACUGUCCAUUGAGGGGCGCUCCAAUGCAGGGAAGUAGCAUCACAUUUGGUAGCAACGAUAGUCGACUGCCACGAAUGAGUCUGACAAGGAGAGAAAGAGGAGGAGAAGAAAAAAGAGUGCGAAUGUAGCCUCAGAAUGUUUGAGAUUUUGCACACGUAAAAUAUACAAAAGUACAAGGUCUCUGGGGAGGAGCUGGGGUUUGGUUCGGUUGUCACGCGCCCUGUGGUUUCCCAGCCAGCCGAGGUCCAACGGAGACAUCACAAGCCGAGUAGAAAGUAUGUAGCGGAUGAAAUGCCGGCCGUAGUCCUUGCACACUGCAUUUCUCUUUCCCCCUCGCCCUUCGUCAUCCCCGUUCCCAUCGCAUCCAGAACACUCCAGCUUCCUUUUUGACCACACUGUCUCUGGAAGACUACGGGCUCCGAAGCAUGUGUUCGCAGCACAGCGAAGCUGCCAACUCUGCAGGUUCUGAUGCAUUUAAAAGAUCCCAGCCCGCGAUCUUUUACCGCCUCCAUUCCUAAGAUCCCGUUUCCUUCAAAAAGCAUUUACCCAAAAAAAAAGAGAGACGCUGCUGACAUCCGCAGCUUCUGUGGCGAUGCGUCGGCCCCGUUGACGCUCGCGGUCGGUGUGUGUGUGACACGAUGCUCCUCCGGCGGGAGUCUCAAGCCUCUGCUGUGAGCCGAGACGCUCUCUCCCCUCCUUCCUUUUCAGGAACGAACGGGAUCCUCUCUCAGGCCAAGUGUGGCACGUUGCACUUGUCUUACAAUCGAAAUAGUGAAAAGUCAAUCAGUAUGUCUGUUCGUCAAUCAGUGUGUCCACUCAGAAAAGAAUCCGAUCAGACCCUCUGGUUGCCGUUGAGGGUCGUUACGGCUUCGUGUGUUUGUGUGAACGAUGCUUUGUUCUCUUUGAAGACGAGAGAUCUGUUGCAUUCCAGUAUCAUCAGUGAGAAUAUCCAUCACUUAGCAUUUCACUUGUUCUCACUUCCUAUCCUGAGGGACACCCUCCCUCCCUCCUCACUAUACCUCUAAAAUUUCCAGAACCAGACGUGGUGUCUUUUAAUGAAAUUUUAAAACAUCAUAAUUAACGGAGCCACCUGUGGGAAUGAGGAACCCCCCCCCAUCACAGCAAUAGUUAUUCUGACAGUGUGCGGCGGCUCUGCUCUCCCCAGGAGUCUCUCGCUCUGUUUCAUAUCUCUGUUCAUCCGAUGUGCGAGACCCUAUUUUUAACCCGCGGCCGUUAAAGGUGAUUCACUGUCGACGGUGUUCAUUUGAAUCAAAUCUUCAGUGUUUCUACACAAGCGAUGCGUGGUGGAAUUCUCCAAAACAAUCCGUGGAGAUGAAACCGCUUCUCUUCGAGUCUCCAUCUCACUGGUGGUAUUCUAUGUUUUACAAGUGCAUCUCCAAGAAAGGCUCGACUCUAAUCGAGUCGUGAUCGUCGUCUGUUCCGUCUUUUUGUUUCGACGCGUCGGGACGAGGAGACACUUUAUCCAGAGUAUCUGUUGAUCGUCUUGUGUUGCACAUAGAAAAUAUCACUCGUUGAUUUCACACUGACCGUGUUAAUAGGAAUCACAUUACAGUCAAUGUUUUUUUUAUGAAGGGAAUAUGUUUGAAGUAUUGUUGGUGUUGUGUGGUGAGCGUGAGAAAGAAAACUGACUUGAAUUUUGAACCCUGUUUACAAAUUAGCCAAGAUGAAUGCUGCAGUUUCCUCCUCCAGGCAAAUCUAUACAUCGUUGACACUGAUAAUAAGAAACAAAGUUUAAUUAGUAAUAAGUGCAAUUAGACCACACAUAAAAUCAUUUAGUUUUAUGAUCGGACGGCAUUCCUCAUGCAGACAUUCCAGUCAAAGAAAAAAGUAUUAAUCACACAGUUUCUUUUCUGUCAUAGAUCUUUGGGCUUACCUCUGGCAAAACAUUAGAUAUGUGUUUAAUAUUUCCUUUCAUUGGCUGUGCUCAGACAGAAUGUGUGUGUUGGACUAAUGUGCUGGUACUGCCCAUCAGCCCCAAACACUGGGAUGUCCAUACGUGUCCUCUUCAUCCUCCUUCUCGUACCUUGCAGAGUAUACAGCCGGAACCCGUCAGCGGGUAUGGAGGCCUCAAGAGAAUGAGUAUCCUCGGGUUUAGCUUGAAAGGAUAGCGUUGUAUUCUUACUUUAAGUAAUUCUCAUACGCCCGUUAAGAGUUCUUGGUCUGUGUCGUCAACACUGACCGUACAAAGACUUCUUCAUGCUUUUCAAGGUUUCUCUCGGUGGCCAGAAGGAAUGAGUACGACGAAUGACACUCAGUGUACACAUGGAAUGAGUAUUGUAUUAAAGACUUGAAAAGGAUAUGAAGCUAUCUCUUAAAGUGCUUUGCUUUCAUGUUGCCACUGUCAAAACCCCGUCUUAGAAGAUCACCACAUUGAGUCGUUUUCCUGCUUUAAGCAAUACACAUAAUACCUGAACGCAUUUCACGUAGUCUUGGCAUUUUCUAUGCAGUCAACUCAAUGUUGUGCCCUUCAUCGUCUUAAGGACGGCUCUCUGAAGCAGUUGUGUUACCCUGAUGCCGGGUGAUAGGAGUGUUGGCUUUGGAAUGAGCUUUUUUAUAGGAAUACAAACCAGUAUUUUGCUACUUUCUAUUUUUGGCUCCGUUGUCCCCAUCGCAGAUCAGUAAACCUUCGUCUUCAUCACGUUGCCACAUGUUUGGAGCCAAAUUUGGACCCAGCAGUGAGACGAGUGUCGCUUAAAUUGUCACGCGCUUGUCCAGCUUUAUAUUGGCACGAUCGCAAAGGAGCUCGAGAUGCAUUUGGUGAGAUUGAAACGGUGGUGUGUGUGUGUGUGUGUGUGUGUGUGUGUGUGUGUGUGUGUGUGUGUGUGUGUGUGUGUGUGUGUGUGUGUGUGUGUGUGUGUGUGUGUGUGUGUGUGUGUGUGUGUGUGUGUGUGUGUGAUGCUCAACUUCUUCUACCAUGAUGUCCGAUGAAUCUGAUUCACAUCACUGAUAGUCUGUUGCUGGAAGUAAUUGCACUAAAUUCCCUCCUUUUGCAGUGUUCUGAGCUUAAAACUGUUGGUAAUUUGAAGAGUUCCCAAAUGUAAAGCACACAGAACCAUGUAGAAAUUGCAGGUCUGUGUUUCUGUAGAUAGCUGUAUUUUUGUUGUGUAGGUGGCUUUGAUGAUGCUUGUUGAUAACGCCUUAAAUUCCGCUUUGUUCAAUGUGUGAAGUUGAAAUGAUGGAAUGCUUCUGUUGGGCUUGUGUUCCCUUCUCAGGCGGCACGAGAGCCAAUCACAAAUGUCAAGCUUUGACACUCUUGUCACGCCUGUAAGCAGAAAUCAAUUUUCAUAUUUCUCAAGGGGGGGGAGAGAGAUGGUGAAUUCUUUCUGGGACCGAGGCGCCUCAACCAUGAAAUCUACAACGUCGUGUUUCUGUGGCGUUUUCUUUUUUUCUUUCUUUUCUUUUUUCAUGAACUAUUCCGUAAAAAUGCAUCCUUUACUCUCAUACUUAACUUUUUUAAUUCCUGUUUUUCAAUGUGUGUAGGUGAAGUAAAUGGAAGCACUUUUCUGCACUUUUUUUUUCUCGAGAUUAUGAGAAGAGCGUCUUCAGCGGAGGGCAAUCCAUUAAUUACACACACACUCACACACACUUGUUUCUUUGUUAUUGUUGCACAAGAUCAGUAGUUUUUUUUAUCCCUAGAUUUAAUGGAUUGUGUUUGGUGUCUUGUGUUUUGUCUCUGGACAACUGAACCUAGGGGAACAAAUGGAGACGGGCUGCGUUAAUCAGAUAGCUUUCCAUUGGUGGUAACGUAACAGUUGUGAUGUUGUGGGGAGUUUUACUCCGUGUGACCGCAUCGAACUGCAAAGCUGCAUUUAGAUGAUUGUGUUGUUGCUGAUGUCCAGUUAAAUCAGGAGAAUGAUAACGGUUAAAAGUUUUAAAGAAGUCUGUAUUUUCAGAUUUUAUAUACUUUUUUUUGCCACAAAGUGACACUGCUUUUUAUGUGACGUGCAACUAUUGAAAAACAAACACAAAAAACAGCUUUUUCUCCUUAAAAAAAAAAAUAUUGCCUAAAUCUGCAAAAUAUAUGCAAUGAUGUAAAUGUAACAUUCAAUCCUCAAGUAUAAUCCAGGUUGUAUGAACUUUGUAUAGUGAGUUUUAAUAUCGUAUGGCCGUACCAAUAUGUAUUGAUCUUUAUCAGAAGCCUUAGUUGUCGACCGAAAGUGCUCCCUUAGAAUACCCCACACCUACCUGACUUUAACAAAGCAUUAAUAUCUCUAUUUUGUUGCAUUUUUAUUUGUACUGGUUUUGAAUAAAAUAGAUUUGUACUGUAUAUUUGUACCUCUCUGUGAACUACUUAGGGUGUUUUUUUGUUUUUGUUAUGCUGUUUUAAUUGUACUUUAAGGACACAAAGAUAUUGUAUUUUUACUGUUACAGCUAACUUGGAGACAUUGCAUUUAUCAUGUUUGUUAAGUAAACACAAUAUAAUAUAUAUAUAUAUACAAAUAUAAAUAUAAACUAUUAUCCAA